AUGGUUGGGAACAGCAGCGAUGCUGUAUGGCGAGUAAUGGAUGUUUAUCCACAAACGGAUUUCCCCGACAAUUGCAAAAAGGCUAUCUUGAACUCCGCCGUAGGAAACCAAUGUAAUUUUCCCCCGCGAAGGGGACUCACUUGUACGGUUUUUAACAAAGAGUUGCCACAUGGCACCAUGGUGAGCGACUUGAUUGAUACCCUUAAAGAGCGAGCAUUUCAGAUCUUCAGACCUACGAACUCCAAUGGUAUAGGCCUUCACAAGACCUAUGUUGACGAUGAGAGUUGCAAUUCGAGCCACGGCCAUGCAUACAGAUUCUCCGGUAUUGGCAUUAAUGAUGGAGCCAUAGUAACUGCACGGCCAGAUCAAUGUUUGUAA
Messenger RNA from Paracoccidioides brasiliensis Pb18, 378 nucleotides. RefSeq lists its product as uncharacterized. The coding region runs from base 1 to 378 and encodes 125 amino acids. The record is from RefSeq and is a predicted model, not a curated record. The transcript is spliced from 2 exons.